This is a messenger RNA of Ricinus communis (castor bean), 2982 nucleotides long. RefSeq names its product CASP-like protein 5A1. The transcript is spliced from 5 exons. NCBI's taxonomy places the organism in Eukaryota, Viridiplantae, Streptophyta, Magnoliopsida, Malpighiales, Euphorbiaceae. Gene Ontology annotation, cellular component: membrane. The record is from RefSeq and is a predicted model, not a curated record. The coding region runs from base 366 to 905 and encodes 179 amino acids.
AAUGAUAUUGGUUACGAGGGGCAGACCCGAACAUCUGAGUCAAACUCGGGUCCUGGCCCAAGCCUGAGCCUGAGGGUGGAAGAAGAAGUGAAGUUGCAAAAUAGACUUUUGAAGCGGGGAAUAAUAAUGACGCGGCAAAAGUGUUGGAGGAGACAAAGUCAGUCCACUUCAUUCCCAGUGUAACAAUUUCAUUGAUUGAUCAUCAUUUCAAUAAAAUUCAUAAUUAAUCACCAAUUAAACAAAAAAGAUAGAAAAUAUCACUACCAAUUUUCACUUUCCCUUUCCCAAAACAGAAAAGACAUUGAUUCUUUCUUCUUCUUCUUGUUAUUUGCUAUUGUUGGUUGGUCGUUUUUUCUUUAAUCUAAAUGAUGAAUGGUAGCCGACCAACGGUGCAUCCGGUGGAGGCACCACCCUUAACUGACGCGCUACAGAACGGGCCAAGAAUGAGGAUGAAAGAAGUUCAAGGUAUGCCUGGGACUCAUGGUGGCCUCACUCUUCGUAUUGGUCAAUUGGUUUUUGGUAUUGCUUCUGUCAGUGUGAUGGCCAGCACCAGUGAUUUUCGCUCAGUUACAGCGUUUUGUUAUCUAGUGAUUGCUGUUAGCUUACAAAUACUUUGGAGCUUGUCUUUGGCUAUUCUGGAUGUGUAUGCUCUUCUAGUGAGAAGGAGCCUUCGGAAACGCAUACUUAUUCGCCUUUUUGCCAUUGGUGACGGGAUUACAUCCACCCUUACAUUCGCUGCUGCCUGUGCAUCUGCUGGGAUCACGGUCCUUGUUGGAAAUGAUCUAAAUAGAUGUUCUGUUAACCACUGCACUAAGUUUGAAACUGCUACAGCCAUGGCUUUUAUCAGCUGGUUUGCUAUGACACCAUCCUUUCUCAUGAAUUUCUGGUCAUUAGCUACCCAAUAACAAUUGUAUAGAUGAAAUCUAUAGUCACAGAGGAGUAUGUGUUUUUGCACUCUUUCUCUGUGAUGCUCCAUGGUGAUCUGAUUGCAACUACAUUGUAGAUGGAUAAAUCUUAUUACAGUUUGUUUAGGGAAUUUUAAUUUCUAGAUCAUUAAUUGAAGUUUAAUACUUUUUUUUCUCCAAGAAAUAUAUUGAUUUUGGUUACUUAGAAAUUAUAAUGAGUUUUUUGUCCAUUUUCAGUCGCACAAUAUUUUUGUGCUUAUUCACUUGAUAGCUCAACUUGAUUAUUGCGGUUUUGCUCUCAAAUGAUUUUGCAUAAAUGAAAAGCUUGCACCAGACAUAUCAUGUCACAUUGUUUGAGUGGAAGAGUUUUGGAUAGUAGACUUCUUAGCAUUUAAAUUCAUUUCUUAGAGACAAAAUGCCAUAAGCUUGUAGCAUUUCAAUGAGCAGAAACCCAAAUGCUUUUUGUGUGUGAGCUUGUCAAUCCGCAGUGGAUUUGCAACUCAUGCUGUCUAAACGCAGUAUCCAUGCAAAUCAAUUCAAUUAAAGUAGGAAUUUUAGUGUUAGUGGGAAGGUUUGCACAAUAUACUCUGUGAUAGAGUGUGAUGCAGUCCCAUUAUUGGUUAAAGUUUUACGAUUCCUAACACUGAAAUGCAUGUAAUUAUUUUUCUAGAGUUUUCAUAAUGUCGAAUGAACAUGUUUUAACAGUUGUCCAAAAUAAGUAAUGAUCAGUUUAAUGCUCAUGUUUGACAAUAUGAUUGUUUUGAGCCUUGGUGACAGAUAACGAUCAAAAGUCGGUAUUUAUUUCUUUUGAUUUGAUUGUAUGCUUGAAGUAUCAGAGUGGCAUGGAUCUACGUAUGAACAUGAUGUACUCCCAUAGUUAGUGACCUUUUAAUACAAGUUAUAUGGCAGAAAAAUAAUAAUCCCUCGAAUCUUCACCAUUGUUUGGCAUUUAAUUUGUCUUAACUUCAGUCUCAGUUUAACUAGAAUUUGCCUAUAUUUGUCCUUUUUGUUUUUUUCGGUUUAGGAGAGUGCAAGGCAUGAAGCAGUCGUUGUUUUUGGUGCUAAUUAAACAGUUGUCGGAGAACUAAUUCAUGAUGAACUUUCUAGACCUUUAUCCAGAAAGUUGUUUCAUCGCAUACGUUUUCAAUGUAUACUUUGCAUACAUGGGAAGCAGUUCUUUCUUUCUCUUUUUUGUUAAUUCCUUUCUUGUAUAUAGGCGUAGGUAGUAUUUACGACUGUUAAUGAAGCUUUAUGCACUUAAUAGGUAAUAAUUUUAUUUAUCUUCUUAUUUGUUCUCUUACCUUAGUUUAUGAUCACAAGGAUUGUGUUGUGCAUGCGUAAGAGAGAAGAGAUCGAAGAUAAAGAUAACGGUCUUUCUCUUCUUAUUAAUGUAAUUGUGAAUAAGGCAGUUGGUAACGGCCAAUUUAAGAUUUCUUAAAGCCAAGUCAUCUUUUAUGUUGAACACGUAUCCGACUAUUUCUAUAUAUUAUGCUAUCAUGCAACCUCGCUCUUAUAUGUGUGAGUGGUAUGUGAGAGAAACAGAGAGAGAGAGAGAGAGAGAUUCUCAUAAUGUCAAAAGAAGGAGAAGCAGAAGACAAUGAUGAAAGGAAGCUGUAUCAAUGUGCAAGGAAGUACGAAAAAAUUGUAAAACAGUUCAAUAAGCUGAUUGAGAUGAUGAACCAGAGAACUCGACCACCAAAGCGACGGAAACUAUCUUCUAGAUGUAAAGAGAGCAGCAGCGAUGCUACUGCCCCGGCAUCCUCCAGUCAACCUGACAGCAAUGAAGUAUUGGUGCAGAGUAUAACAAAAUUUCUUCAGGACUUGCGAGCCAAAACAGAUGCUGAUUGCCCAACGAACACCAGGGAUCCAUAACAUAUCUAUUACUAGUUGCUAUUCGACAAGCUAGGAAAGAAUAUGUUACUAAGUGACCACCAACAUCGUACUAUUUUAAUUGAUCGCCAAAAGGGCAGAGAAACGACAUUAUGUCUGGAAUAAAGUUAUUUAUACAGAGCUUGUCACUGUAAGAAUGCGUGGAUGUUCCCGAGACUAUUUCCAAUCUACAUUAUUUUCUUGUCAA